Messenger RNA from Astrephomene gubernaculifera, 680 nucleotides. The record is from the annotation of a GenBank genome assembly. Lineage: Eukaryota; Viridiplantae; Chlorophyta; Chlorophyceae; Chlamydomonadales; Astrephomenaceae.
AGUGGCGAGACCACGCUGGGGACGCUCCCCUGCAGCUGCUCAUGCUGGCGUUACUCGACAAGGAGCUGGAGCUGCCGGGAACCUCCUGGCGAGUGCACGUCCACGCCCCUCCCUCGGCCGCCGACCACUUCCUGCCGCCGAUACCGGGCGCUAGCGGCAACACCACGGCACAUCACGCUGGCCACACAUCGAGGUCUGCAUGCCUACAGGUGGAGCUGUUAGAGGCAGGCGACGAGGAUUACGAUAAUGACGACCAGGAGGAGGGCGAAAUGGAGGAGGAGGAGGAGGAAUGGCUAGGGCAGCCGUCAGCGGAGCAGACGGAGGAUUUCCAAGGAGAAGGCAUGCUGCAGGAAAGCAGCGGACAAGCCGACAUCAGUAUCGGCAGCGGCGAAACCCCUGCUAUCGGCGGCGGAGCUGCAGCAGCAGAAGGAAGAGGAGGGAGCGGGCAAGAAAGAAGACGGCGGCAACGCAGCAACGGCGGGGUGAGCUGGGCAGCAGUCGGCGUUGAUGAGGGCGACGGUGCCGGCGCCAGCUCACCAUCAGCAGCUCCUCCAGCAGCAGCGGCCUUCACCCAGCAGACCGGCGCGCACAUCCGGGUGACGCUGUGGCGUACGGACAUGCUGACUGGCGUGAUUGAGGUGGACCAAGACUUGGUGGUGAAGCGAGCUAGCCCCAUGACC